This is a messenger RNA of Zygotorulaspora mrakii, 1200 nucleotides long. It is a transcript of the gene NPL3, whose product is annotated as mRNA-binding protein NPL3. Gene Ontology annotation, molecular function: mRNA binding. The transcript has a single exon. Lineage: Eukaryota; Fungi; Ascomycota; Saccharomycetes; Saccharomycetales; Saccharomycetaceae. Gene Ontology annotation, cellular component: cytoplasm; ribonucleoprotein complex; nucleus. The record is from RefSeq and is a predicted model, not a curated record. Bases 1 to 1200 code for a protein of 399 amino acids.
AUGUCAGAAUCAUACGAACAACCACCAGUGGCCCCAGAAGAGUAUGAAGCCCCAGCUGCUGAACCUGUAGAACAGACGGGAGCUCCAGAAGAGGAAGAGCAGGUACCUCCUCCUCAGCCAGAACACGAUGAAAUGGAACGUCAGCAUGAACCAAUGAGUCACCAUGAACCAAUGGAUCAUCACAUGGAUGAUCGUUAUCAUCAACCGGGUCCUCAACCAUACUACCCACCUCCCCCACAAUUGGAAGGUGAAUUAUCCACUACUAGACUUUUUGUCAGACCAUUCCCUUUCGAUGUUCAAGACUCCGAAUUGAAUGAAAUAUUUACGCCAUUUGGUCCUAUGAAAGAGGUCAAGAUUCUUAAUGGCUUUGCAUUUGUGGAAUUCGAAGAAGCUGACUCUGCCUCAAGAGCAAUCGAAGAAGUCAAUGGUAAGACCUUUGCCAACCAGCCUCUGGAAGUUAUGUUCUCCAAACUACCACCUAAAAGAUACCGUAUUAUGUUAAGGAAUUUACCUGAAGGUUGUUCGUGGCAAGAACUUAAAGAUUUGGCACGUGAGAAUAGCUUAGAGACCACUUUCUCAAGUGUCAAUACUAGAGAUUUUGACGGAACUGGUGCCUUAGAAUUCCCAACUGAAGAAGUUUUAGUUGAGGCUUUGGAGAAGUUGAACAAUAUUGAAUUUAGAGGCUCUGUCAUUACAGUUGAAAGAGAUGACAACCCCCCUCCUAUCAGAAGAUCUAAUAGAGGUGGCUUCAGAGGUCGUGGUGGCUUCAGAGGCGGCUUCGGUGGCAGAGGCGGAUACGGUUUCAGAGGUGGAUACGGUGGUCCAAGAGGCGGUUUCGGAGGCCCAAGAGGCGGCUUUGGUGGCCCAAGAGGUGGCUACGGUGGUCCAAGAGGUGGAUUUGGUGGUCCAAGAGGUGAUUACGGUGGCCCUAGAGGUGGAUUUGGCGGCCCAAGAGGCGGCUAUGGUGGUCCAAGAGGCGAUUAUGGUGGUCCAAGAGGUGGAUUCGGCGGUCCAAGAGGUGGAUUCGGCGGUCCAAGAGGCGGCUAUGGUGGUCCAAGAGGCGGAUUCGGUGGCCCAAGAGGCGGAUAUGGUGCCCCAAGGGGUGACUACGGUGCUCCAAGGGGUGACUACGGUGCUCCAAGAGAUUCUUACAGAAGUAGAGAUGCUCCUCCACGCGAAAGAUCCCCAACAAGACAAUAA